This is a messenger RNA of Pyrus x bretschneideri (Chinese white pear), 1282 nucleotides long. RefSeq names its product protein LATERAL ORGAN BOUNDARIES. The coding region runs from base 311 to 910 and encodes 199 amino acids. The record is from RefSeq and is a predicted model, not a curated record. Lineage: Eukaryota; Viridiplantae; Streptophyta; Magnoliopsida; Rosales; Rosaceae. The transcript is spliced from 2 exons.
UCUACUCUUUGCCUCUUACUCCUAGCCUCUCCCCCCAUUACCUUUUGUCACUACAUUUUCAGCUGCUCUCUCUCUCUCUCUCUCUCUCUCUCUCUCUCUCUGUUCCCUCCAAUUAGGGCUUCCUCUUUCAGGUAUAUCUCGCCUCCAGUAACAAAUCUUUUAUGCUUUCCCCUUCAAUUGGCUAAGUCUAGCUAGCUAGUAGAUAUAUUUCCUGGAAGGAGCAAAGAACACAUACAGCUAGCUCUUAAUUACUUGCAAGAGCUCCACAAGGGAAAGAAAAAAGUUUUGGUGUGCAGUGAAAUAUUUUAAAAUGGCAUCCUCCAGCUCCUCCUAUAACUCUCCAUGCGCUGCCUGCAAGUUCUUGAGAAGGAAAUGCAUGCCGGGCUGCAUUUUUGCACCGUAUUUCCCACCAGAGGAGCCCCAAAAAUUUGCAAACGUCCACAAGAUCUUCGGGGCUAGCAAUGUCACCAAACUUCUUAACGAGCUCCUGCCUCACCAGCGUGAGGACGCCGUGAACUCCCUGGCCUAUGAGGCCGAGGCACGUGUCAGGGACCCGGUCUAUGGCUGUGUUGGUGCCAUUUCUUUCCUCCAAAGACAGGUCCAGAGGCUCCAGAAGGAGCUCGAUGCCGCUAAUGCUGAUCUUAUUCACUAUGCCUGCAAUGAACUCACAACAACUGUGUUGCCUCCUCCUACUACUGCAUCAAUGGCCGGGACAUAUUCGGUAAUUCAGCCGAAUAUGGAUCCUCAGAGAAGGUUGGUUGAUCAACCUCAUCAUCAUCAUCAGUAUUACCAACAAACUAGUACCACAACUAGUAAUGCUCCUGGAGUCGGUUUCCCAGUACCUUAUCUUCCAUGGAAUGGAGGAGGAGGAGGAGGUAGUGGUGAUGGAGGAGGAGAGGGCAGAAUGUGAUUUGAGAUUUGGGGUUUUGAGGUUUUGAGGUUUGAGACCCUAGCUAUAGCUCAUCAAAAUAAUUGACAGAGGUAAAUAAAAUCCAAUUUAGCUAGGGUUUGGUGGUGUCAGUCAUGUGUGGUAUACUAUAGAUAUAUGUUUAUAAUUUGUUGUAGUAGAACUCAGCAGGGUCUCUAUGCCUAGCCUCACGUGUAGUAGUACUGCUACUGUGAUCUUCUAUAUUUAUAGCCAAAUAGAUGGCUUUAGUAGUUUCAUUGUUUCCCAAGCAUAACUUGGUGGGUUCGUUGCUAGCUGUAUACCUGAAUUAUAUAUUCUUCUACCUAAAUAAGGCUUUGCUUAAAUCAAUAAUAUUGGAUCAUCUAAAUAUGGCAA